Molecule: messenger RNA, 1506 nt
Organism: Lasiodiplodia theobromae
Lineage: Eukaryota; Fungi; Ascomycota; Dothideomycetes; Botryosphaeriales; Botryosphaeriaceae
Product: Carboxylesterase
Exons: 4
Coding region: 1-1506 (501 amino acids)
Source: RefSeq, a predicted model, not a curated record
AUGCAUGUUCAAUUUCUUCUGAAGACACUCGCUUUUACUUUUGGCCUCGUGCAGGCGCAAAACACCUCGGCACCAAUUGUUGAUCUUGGCUACGCACUACAUCAGGGAUCUGCCAUCAAGGGUGGAAACUACUACAACUUUUCGAACAUUCCCUACGCCGAGCCUCCCCUUGGAGAUCUCCGGUUCAGAUCUCCACAGCUCCCUUCCGUCAACCGUUCCGUCCUCAACGAUGGUGUUGUCGCUGGCACUGGUUCGACGGGACGCGACCCCAUGGAAACUGAAGACUGCCUCUUACUCGACGUGGUCGUGCCGAAGAAGGUCUUCGAGAGCAACAGCUCCGCUCCAGUCCUUGUGCACAUCCACGGCGGCGGAUAUGUCGUUGGGUCCAAGAUUUACUUCAGCGAUCCGUCUUACCUGCUUGCUAAGAGCUCGGACAACAUGAUCGUUGUUGGAAUAAACUACCGACUGGGCGCCCUCGGAUGGUUGGCGGGCCCUUCGUUCCAGAAGGAUGGCACCGCGAAUGCAGGUCUGCUUGAUCAACGCAUGGCUCUGGAGUGGGUUCAACAACACAUCCAUCUCUUCGGCGGCGACAAAGACCAAGUUACUGUCAUGGGCGAGUCUGCCGGUGCCGGAUCUAUUGUGCACCACGUUACCGCAUACGGUGGCAAAGCUACUGUUCCAUUCCAAAGGGCUAUUCCCCAGUCUCCGGCCUGGAUCAUGACCUCGCAGUCUUCCCACUACCUCGAGACCACGUUCCAAGACUUCCUCAGCGCCGCGAACGUCACCUCCCUUGCUGAACUCCGUGCCCUGUCAUCUGAACAACUGCUGGAAGCGAACUCGCAAGCAAUCUCGGCCGCUCCACUCGGCCAGUACAUCUACGGACCAUCUGUCGACGGCGACCUCAUCACCGCAGACGCCAAGCAACUUCUCAUCCACGGCCAAUUCAACCCCAACGUCAGUCUCAUAGUCGGCCACACGGAAAGCGAAGGCUACGGCUUCGUUCCCACCAACCUGACAGACUACAACGCCUUCCUCUCCGGCUAUUUCCCCGAAACCGCCGUCGAUGUGCGGGCCUACAUCGAAGACACGUUGUAUCCGCCCGUCUACAACACGUCUUUCUACAACAACACUUCGGCUCGCGCAUCUCGCACCGUAGCUGACUCCAUCAUUAACUGCAAUGCCGGGGCCUUGGCUUCUGCUUAUGCUAAUAAUUCCUAUGCCUACAACUUCGCCGUCCAGCCAGCCAUUCACGGGUCCGACUACUCUUAUACCUGGUACGGGUCCGUGGCCGUGGCGAAUUCGACUAUCGCGGACGCGCUGCAGGAUUACAUCAUCUCCUUCAUUACCACUGGGAAGCCAACCACCAGUGUGUCGGGCGUCCCUGAUAUGGAGGUGUAUGGGUCGGAAGCUGUUGCUAUCAAUUUUGAUACUAGUGGCAUCGUCAAGACCACCGAUAUCGCAGCUAAUGAGCGUUGUGCUUGGUGGGAAUUGAGCAUGAUGGUGUAA